ACGGCCGUCGUCUACAUCGGAGAUAAUCUAAUCAUGACAUAUGCUGUUUAUAUUUCAGUCAUUGGGUCGUCUACUACAUAAAGGAUUCUUAACUGGCUGAUAAAUAACCAUGCGCCUCCAUGCAAGUUCGAUUUCACGUCAACACCCUACUCUAUAUUGACAGAGAUAUCUAUUUAAUGUCUCCAACAAAAGAUUAAAGCUAGCAGCGAACGUAUACAUUCAAUAACAUGGAUAAUUCAUUGACGGCGGUUCGGCAACAAAGAGUGCCAUCGGGCUUGACAAACGACACGGCGGUGGGGAGAAGCUCAGGGGACAGGAACGCUGCGGACGAGGGUGGUGGAUCUAGGGACAGAAUACCAGUGGCUCCUUACCGAGAAGGGUCGGAACAAGGUUACGGUGCCAAGAGGAAUGACGUAAUUGUUGAAGAAGACGAACCAGAGUCAAAAGAGAACUCGCGUCCAUGUAGUGCCGAUAUCCGUGGUUUAGAAAAAGCAAGAGCGGUGAGUCGUAGCGCUGUGAAACCCAAACCCGUCGUCGACGAUGACGUAACGACUGAGACCGACAACGCUAUCGCAACUGCCGAGGCUCUCACUGAGCUUAUCGAAGAACGCCUUCGAAACAUCCGAGGUAAUUCUGAUAUCGGACACAGAAGACCGUUGUCUGGAACCAAGUCUCACAGUAGACCUUCAAGUGGCAACUGUCAAACUGGCCCUCCUUUAAAUGGUGAAGGUAAAAGUAACAGACCUUGGAGUGGACACAGGUUACGUCAGUUAAGUGGGUCACCGGACAGCAACAGGAACAAACCGGGACGUCCGUUAAGCGGAACCAAACCCCGACCUCAGAGCGGAACACCAACCUCCCGGCCAUCUAGUGCUGUAGACAGUCCGGGUCGGGGGUUGAAAGGUAGGGAGGCUCGUCUUAAUGCUCAAAAUGUAACAAAGCCUGUUGGAAACUACAUUAAUUCCCGUCCAUCGAGUGGAGUUCACAAUCAAGCCCCGAUUACUGCUAUCUUACAUACGGGUCCCAGACCAUCGUUCAGGUCCUUCUAUCAGGUAUCCGACACGGUCUCCAGGAUACGGAAAUGGAGCCAGGCUAAAUACCGGCGUCGCCAGGCCUUGGAUUCAAGAGGGUCCUCAGAAUCCAGAAGAAGCAAGCGUUCCACUGACUCGCGGAGAUCUCGGCACAGCAACCGGCGCCAUCAGGACAUGGCUGAUGCUAUUGACAAUGCUGAGGAGUCGGAGGCGGCUGCCAAGAGAAGGCGGACAAGAACCUUCGCAUGGUACUCCCGUGUCAUCAAGGCCGUGGUCAAGCUAUGCCUGGAUAUGCAAAAGCUCUCGAUGCAGAAAACGGAACAGACGCCCAUCUCCGAGAUGUACUACAUCAACAUCAGCGGCCCCAGCGCCGGCAACGAUGACCCAACGCAACAACUGUUCUUUGACAAGUCCUGGUUUUCGAGGAAGAGAGCGACAUCCCGAGUGCCUCUUUGGGCCCAGGCAGUCACAAUCAAACACCCCAACUUCCGCACGGAAGAGGAAGUUCAGAGGUUACAUACGCUUCUACUGAACAUGCGCAGUUUCAAGGAAAAGUUCACAGAGGACAUGCGCCUGAAGAUGUGCAAGGUCAUCCGGUACACUCAGUGCGAUGCGGGCCGGGUGAUACUGAGACAGGGCCACUACGCAAGACUUUACUUCAUCUUCACCGGGUCCGUGUUUAUCCAGAUCGACUUGGAGGACCCUACACCGACUGUCACCACCACCACCGAGAACGUCAUCAGGAACGGGGAAUCCUUUGGGGAAAUCGCUCUGAUGGGGACGGGGAGAGGUCGGCUCUGUGUGAUCUGUCGGGAGCCGACGGAGUUGUUCCAGAUUGACAAGACAACCUUCAUGGAUGUGUGUCCAGGUAUUUUCAAGGUGGAGCUGUCAGAGAAAAUGGCAUUCGCAAAGAGGUUCCCCAUCUUCAAUGGUUGGGACCAUGAGCAGUUUGAGAACCUGUGCUUCAACUCCCAGGUGCUCUAUAUUCCCCACGGCCGCACCAUUGAGCAGGACUGGUCAAAGGCCAACUACGUGUACUUCGUCAUGACCGGCCGGGUUUCGCUGCUGAAGCGGUUCAGUGUCAGCGACAUGCUGGACCUCACGGCCAAGGGCAUGAUGGACAAAGAGCUGCACUACCGCAAGCCGGAGAAUGAGGAGGUUGGAGGAGGCAAGAAGAAACAGGCCUGUGUAGGCUGCAUCAGAGAGGGAGAAAGCACGGACCUGCGUCUGCUGUCGCUGGAGCCUUCCUCUUCCAUCGCCUCCAUCACACUGUUGAGUGAAGGUGUAAAGCUGCUCAGGGUUGCUGUUAGGACGUUCAAGAGGAUGUGUCCUCGGAGACAGGUUGAGGACUACCUGAAAAAGGACUACACGCCCAUAGAUAUCCCAUCGAACUCCGAGAUCUGCGAGAAGGUCUUCAAGGAUACCAUCUGGACGUCGUACAAGAAGAGCGUGGUGCGGACGGUGGAGUUGGAACAGUCGGGGUUUGCCAUCGCCCACCUCCCCGCCACGGUGAAGGGGACAAGUGGGUGGGCUCGGUGGCCUGGAUUUGAUGACGAGGCUGAGGAGAAGACAGGGCGCCUUACCUAUAAGACCACCAGAUCAUACUAUGACAGCCUCAAACGCACGGUCUGCGAGUACCUGCUCUGCAGUGUGACAGAUACUGGGCGGAAUUAA
Messenger RNA from Haliotis rubra (blacklip abalone), 2705 nucleotides. RefSeq lists its product as uncharacterized. Gene Ontology annotation, biological process: spermatogenesis. Gene Ontology annotation, molecular function: cAMP binding. The record is from RefSeq and is a predicted model, not a curated record. Lineage: Eukaryota; Metazoa; Mollusca; Gastropoda; Lepetellida; Haliotidae.